AUGUCGUGCUCGGGCCGUGCCAGGCCCAUUACGGGCUCGGGCCAAUGGGCUAAUAUUCCUAGGCCCAGCCCGGCCCGUUAUUCUAACGUGCUCGGAUCAUGCCGGACAGUUUUUAAGCGUGCCGGGCCCGUGCCGUGCUUGUGCUUAGCGGCUCGUUUGGCACCUCAGGGUGAUCUCAUGGGGACUGCGGAGGAUAGUUCUGCAGAGCAAGGUGAUGAUUUCACUCCUCGAAUUGGUAAUGACUAUCAAGCAAUGAUUCCACCCCUGCGUGAAGGGACUAUAUUAAGUAUUGAAGAAGCAGAAGACAUAUUUCCACCUUGCAGUGUUAUUGAAAAGUAUACAUUUCUCCUUGGACUAUAUAUAUUUGGGAAAAAUCUUAGCCUGGUGACGAGAUUUGUUGGAAAUAAAAACAUGAAGGAAAUUCAAGCUCUCUACUAUGGAGAGUUCUAUGCUUCUGAUGAAUAUAGAAGAUGGUCAGAGUGGGGAAAGUGGAGAGGUAAACGCUGUAUGUUUGGGGAAAAACUAUUUACAUAUUGUAGGCUGAAGGAAUUGUUGUCCCGGUUGUUGCCAUGUGUGUCGAAGCGAUGCCAAGAUGUGUUGAUGGAGAUUUCUAGAAAUUUUAUUAAGGAAAAGAUUUCCUUUGAAGACUACAUAUUCAAGUUGAAGGAUUCUGUUGGUCUUCUCUUGCUUAUUGAAGCAGUUGGUAUUGGAAAAGAAGGGAAGGAAAACCUUACAAGCACUGCUUUUGAGCCAAUAUCGUCUGGCAAAGAUUGGUCCUCUGUUACACCUGCAGAAAUUCUUAAGUUUCUAACAAGCUUCAAGCGGUUAAGGAAAGCUCGAAUGAAUGCUCGAUGGAAAGCUUUUUUCUGGGAAGCUGUUUGGCCCCGUCUAUUAACAAGAGGAUGGCAAUCCCAGCAACUAAAGAGUCGUCGCAUGAGACGCAGUCUGAAUACGUCUUUGAUAUUUCUUGUACCAACAAGUUCGAAAACUUGUACCAACAAGUUUUCAUGGAGACUAGUGAAAGGUACUCAUUAUCAUGUCUCGGUCAAAAAUAUGUUGAAGACUGUUGCAUCGGACCCAAGUGUCCUUGCGCUCGGUAAUGAAGAAUCUGCUGAUCCUAACUUGCCAAAGAAGGAAGUACGCCGGUUCCUCGAUCCAUGCAGAGGAAGUAGUAGUAGAAAUGGAAUUACGUUUACGACAGUGGAUACUAGUACUCUUCAUGGAACAGAACAAAACAAGGUGACAGAACUGAAGAGUUUACCUGUUCAACCUGCCAGUUUAACUCCUCCCUCUAAUCUUCUUAGUGCCACCGAAGAAGAUGGCAGUGUUUCUGUGGAUACUGGAAUGAACCAUAACAUUACCGAUCCUGCUCGCAGUCAUGAAGAGUCAAGCUGCAGAACUGAAAAUAUAUCUGAUGUUGAUGAGUUCCAAAGCCAAUCAAACUUGCCAUGUCAAAGGGAGGGGCCGGAAUUUCAAGUGCAUCCACAAUACUCAUCAUCCUCAAUUUAUGUUGAAAAAGGUGGCCCUAGUACUAUUAACAAUGAAGGCAGUGUCACUGACAAUUUCCUCCAUAGAGAACCAUCUCCAGGAACUGCUCAAGCUCGAAUAUUCAUCGACUUGAAUGUUUCGUAUGUUCCCCCACAUGUGGGAAGAGAUGAACCCUUCACCGCGGACACAAAGAAAAGUAUGGAUGAUUCAUAUGCAAACAAGUCAUCAAUUGUGCCUGAAACAGGACAGCAGGAGGUGGAGGAGGUGGAGGUUUAUGAAGUUGGGGCUAGUGUAGAAGAGCAGCAGCCUGUUGCUAACAGCCAGAGGAAAAGCACAAGGAGCCGUCCGCUGACGAAAAAAGCCUGGGAAGCUCUUGAAAAUGAAUUCAGCGGUACAAAGAGGAAGAGAAGAGGGUAA
Molecule: messenger RNA, 1905 nt
Organism: Rosa chinensis
Lineage: Eukaryota; Viridiplantae; Streptophyta; Magnoliopsida; Rosales; Rosaceae
Exons: 3
Coding region: 1-1905 (634 amino acids)
Cellular component (GO): nucleus
Molecular function (GO): transcription corepressor activity
Source: RefSeq, a predicted model, not a curated record